Exophiala aquamarina CBS 119918 is the source of this 1500-nucleotide messenger RNA. RefSeq lists its product as uncharacterized. The record is from RefSeq and is a predicted model, not a curated record. The transcript has a single exon. Bases 1 to 1500 code for a protein of 499 amino acids. Gene Ontology annotation, cellular component: nucleus. Gene Ontology annotation, molecular function: cis-regulatory region sequence-specific DNA binding; protein binding. Lineage: Eukaryota; Fungi; Ascomycota; Eurotiomycetes; Chaetothyriales; Herpotrichiellaceae.
AUGCUAUCAACCACUACCAUUCUACAGCCUGAGACUGGCCUUGGUCUGGUCCCUGAGCAUCAGUUUGCGAAUGGAUCAUCUUCAACUGCGCAGGCUGUGUAUGUCGAACAAGAUAUAGCUGAGGACACCGCAGACCAGCAUCCGCUCGGCGUGCGACCUAGCGGCAAUGCACUCACUUCGGAGGACAAUGCCCAAAAGUACAUGGGUGCCUUCGGGGCGCUGCCAGAUUCUCUGAUACUAUUGUUGUUGGAGUUUCUGGACCAAGACAGCCUUGUCAGCCUGGGCGGCACAUGUCGUGGGUUUUAUGCAUACACAACCUACGACCAGUUGUGGCGUGACAUUGCUGUCAUCGAUAUGACUCCUGGAUUCUCCUGGCGCGGAAGUUGGCGGGCCUCGCGGAGACGAUUAGCUUCUGCAAAACCGGCUUCGGUGGAUUGCAGGCAUGUCUUUUCUGAUGCCUUGUAUCGCCCGUUCUUAUGCUCACAAAUUCCGUUGUCUCCGUAUGCCUCCAAGAUACCAGCACAAAACCAAAUCCCACGAAUAGCCGAGCUCUCAAUAGAAGAAUUCAAUGCUACAUGGUCGGACAAGCCGUUUGUUCUGACCAGUCCUAUGAAACAAUGGCAAGUCUACAAGGACUGGUGUCAAGAUGAUUUGGUGGCUCGAUAUGGGGAUACGAUAUUUCGUGCUGAGGCAGUGGACUGGCCCUUGAAGACGUACGUUGAGUACAUGAACUCGACACGCGAUGAAAGCCCCCUCUACCUAUUUGACAGAGGCUUCGUGGAGACGAUGGGCCUCACCGUCGGGGAAGCCUCAUACCAGCCACCAGCCUGCUUCGAAGAAGACCUCUUCACUUUGUUGAAGGAGCAGAGACCCGAUCAUCGGUGGCUGAUCAUAGGCCCAGAACGAAGCGGAAGCACUUUUCACAAGGACCCCAAUGCGACAAGCGCAUGGAACGCAGUCAUUCGUGGUUCUAAGUACUGGAUCAUGUUUCCCAGUUCUAUUCUGCCACCGGGAGUUUACAUGAGCGCGGACCAAAGUGAGGUUACAUCACCUCUAAGUAUUGCAGAAUGGUUGCUGUCUUUCCACGCAGAGGCCAGAGACACCCCCGGCUGUAUAGAAGGGGUCUGCCAUGAAGGCGAAGUAUUGCAUGUUCCAUCUGGGUGGUGGCAUCUGGUAGUGAACCUGGAGCCUGCUAUAGCGAUAACACAAAACUUUGUGCCUCGGUCGCACGUGAGGGCAGCAUACAAGUUUCUGAAAUACAAAGCGAACCAGGUAUCAGGGUUCAAGGAGAACAUCAGUGAUCCAUGCUCCCUAUUUCUGGAAGGUUUGAGAGAAGCGCGCCCAGAACUGGCAGCGCCGCUCGAUGUCUCAACCGAGAGGAAAAGGAAGUGGCAAGAUGUGGUAGAAGCAGAUGAUGCUGACAACCAGAGAGGAGGCUUCAGCUUCGGGUUUGGCGAUGAUAUUGAGGAUAAGGAUGAGGAUGAGGAUGAGGAUGCGUGA